AUGGUGGAGUCCAAGAAGCACGAACUAAAAGACGCCAACGAAAAAAAGCGUGUCAAAAGACGGAGAAACUAUGACGAACACGAUAAAGAAGUUACAGCAGAAGACUCCAAGGCGAAAAGCAGUGGGAAGAAAGACGUCAAGGAUACGGAAGACAGUAGCGAUGAGAGCGAAGAUGACGAGAAAUUGGACUUAAUGCUAAAUAAGGAAGACGAAGAUGACGACGAUUUGGCGGAAAUCGAUAGCACUAAUAUCAUCACCGGUGGACGCCGUACUAGGGGAAAAGUGAUCGACUACAAAAAAACGGCAGAAAAACUGGACAAGGAGGCAGGAAAGGAGGCAUUGCCUGAGGAGGACACCGAAGACGGUGAAAUACCGGCCAAGACAUCCCCAGAAGGUCAAAAUGGAAACGAAAAUGGUGACGAGGACGAGGACGAGGACGAGGAUGAUGGAGAUUUCAAGGAACCGGAAAAAUAG
Molecule: messenger RNA, 474 nt
Organism: Lachancea sp. 'fantastica'
Lineage: Eukaryota; Fungi; Ascomycota; Saccharomycetes; Saccharomycetales; Saccharomycetaceae
Source: the annotation of a GenBank genome assembly